Messenger RNA from Chrysoperla carnea, 4723 nucleotides. Its product is annotated as structural maintenance of chromosomes protein 4-like. Gene Ontology annotation, biological process: mitotic chromosome condensation. Gene Ontology annotation, molecular function: protein binding; ATP binding; ATP hydrolysis activity. Bases 142 to 4296 code for a protein of 1384 amino acids. Gene Ontology annotation, cellular component: chromosome. The transcript is spliced from 13 exons. NCBI's taxonomy places the organism in Eukaryota, Metazoa, Arthropoda, Insecta, Neuroptera, Chrysopidae. The record is from RefSeq and is a predicted model, not a curated record.
AAAUUUUAUAUACUUCAAACAUUUUUUUGCAUUUUAUUUUGUAAAAAAAUUUGUUUAUUCGUUCGUGAUUUGAUGUGACCACAUUUUAUGUUUUACAAGUUCUUUUCUGUUAUGCUAAUUAUCAGUUUAUAAGUACAAAAGAUGCCUGGAAAACGUAAAAGUGAUACUGCACAGUUAAGUGCAAGCAGUGAUGAUUCCGACGGAGAACCAGAACGUAUUGUUGAAGAAGGUGGAAUUAAAAUUGGUGAUAUUUACAUACCGCCACCUCCACCACCAGUUUGUAGUUUGGAUACAGGUGCACCUCGAUUAAUUAUAACGCGAAUUGUAAAUAAGAAUUUCAAAUCUUAUGCUGGAGUUCAAGAACUUGGACCUUUUCAUAAGUGUUUUACAUCGAUUAUCGGCCCAAAUGGAAGUGGAAAAAGUAAUGUAAUUGAUUCCAUGUUGUUUGUGUUUGGUUAUCGUGGAAGUAAAAUUCGUUCGAAGAAAAUAUCAUCUCUGAUACAUAGCUCAGAAAAUCACAAAACUAUUCAAUCGUGUAGUGUAUCCGUAUAUUUUAAACUAAUUAUUGAUAAGGACGAAGAUUACGAAGAAGUUCCAAACUCACAAUUUUAUGUAUCCCGUACCGGUUUCAAAGAUAAUUCUUCAACAUAUGAAAUUGAUGGACGUCGUGUUCCAUUUAAAGAAGUUUCUAUAAAAUUAAAGAAAUUUGGAAUUGAUUUAGAUCAUAAUCGAUUUUUAAUUUUACAAGGUGAAGUUGAACAAAUUGCAAUGAUGAAACCAAAAGGCUUAACUGAACAUGAUUCAGGAAUGCUAGAAUAUUUAGAAGAUAUUAUUGGCACGUCAAGAUUUAAGGAACCAAUUGAAAAACUAGGUGUAGUUGUAAGUGAAUUAAAUGAUGAUCGUGCGGCAAAAGUCCAUAAAGUAAACUUAGUUGGAACAGAAAGACAAAAUAUGCAGGGAGCGUAUGAAGAAGCAAUUGCCUUUUUGAAAACUGAAAAUUACAUCACUGAAUUACGAAAUACAGAAUAUCAGAAAUACAUUUACGAUACCGAAAUCAAUAAGAAACAAAAAGAAGAAAAGAAAAAUGAAAUUAAAACUGAAUUGGAAACAAUAGCAGAAAACAUCAAGGAAUUUAUUAAAAAACGAAAAAAGUUAGAGGACGAAUUAAGCUCAAAAUACGAAGAAAAAACAAAAUUAGAAGAAAAAUUACAAAAUUUAAGAGAUAUUUUUAAGCAAAUUGAUACAAAAGAUAACUCAGCACGAGCUGAUAUGGUACAAACAAACGAUCGACGUAAAAAAUCAAAAAAUAAAUUAGAAGAGGAGAAAAAGAAAUUACUUGAAUUAGAAAAAGUACCUGAAAAAAAUACAGCUGAUAUUAAGGAAAUUGAAAAAAAAUUACCAAAGUUAGCAGAGGAAAGAGAAAAAUUAGAAACGCAAAAACAACAGAUUAUAGCAGAGAUUGCAGAAUUGACGAGACCAUUACAAGAUGAACGUUAUAGGAAAGAAAGUGAAUUAAUUAAAUUAAGAGAAAAUGAGAAUAAAGCAAAAACAGAGUUAAAUCUAGCCGAGACACAACUUAAAGUAUUUGUGCAGAAUGAAAAAGACGCAACUCAAACCUUGGAAAAAAUUCGUACAACCUAUGAAAAUUCCAAGAAAAAAUUAGAAGAAAAACAAAAACUUGUUGAAGAGCAUAAUCGAAUAUUUCCAGCUAAAGAACAAGAGUUACAACAAUCCAACGUUGAAUUGUUAGAAUUACGAAAUGAAAGUAAACGUAUUCAAGAACAAGUAUACACAUUAACUGCAAAAAUUGAAGAAUCACGCUCAUCUAUGCAACGAGCACAAUUCCGCAAUCGUGUUCUUAACUUCUUAAUGAAACUUAAAGAGCAAGGUGUAUUACCCGGCAUCUUAGGACGUCUGGGUGAUCUUGGAGCUAUUGAUCCUAAAUAUGAUGUUGCGGUAUCCACAGCUUGUGGUCCAUUAGAUUAUAUUGUGGUAGAUACCGUUGACACAGCAAACAAAUGCGUGAAUGCGUUAAAACAACAAAAUAUUGGUCGUGGUAAUUUUAUGGCUUUAGAAAAAAUGGAAUAUUUACGAGAUUAUAUACAACAACGAGUUAAAACCCCAGAAAAUAUACCAAGACUUUAUGAUUUAAUUCAAUUUAAAGAUCAGCGUUUAAUGACUGCAUUUUAUUUUGGAGUUCGUGAGACCUUGGUUGCGAAUGAUUUAGAACAAGCAACUCGUAUAGCAUAUGGGAAACAACGAUAUCGUGUUGUUACAUUAAACGGUGAUAUGAUUGAGCUCGUUGGAACAAUGAGCGGUGGUGGUAGAACGAAAAUUAGUGGACGAAUGGGUUCAAAAAUAUUAGUAGAUACAACAGCAAAUACAACGGAGUCACCGGAAAGAAUUGAACGAUAUGAACAGAAUGUAAGAGAAUUAUCGGAAAGAUUACGAGAUAUGGAUAAUACUAAGUAUGAUUUAGAAAGAAAAGUCGAUCAACUUAGUAGAGAAGUUGAAAGAAUGAGAUCUGAUCUACGGAAAUAUGUAGCUGAAUGUGAAGCUGUUAAAAUAAAUUUGCCAAACUUAGAAAGACAAAUAAAACAACAAGAAAAAGUUGUUCAAACUACAGUUAGUGAUAAAAAUCGUGUAAAAGAGUUAGAAGCAACGAUCGAAGCAAAAAGAAAACAAUUUGAAAAAGAAAAUAAAAUUGCUGGAAAAUUACAAGAAGAAGUUGAUGCAUUAUCCGAAGAAAUUUCGCAACAAGAUGGUGGUAGAUUAAAAAGAGUACAAAAUAGAUUAAAAGAAAUUUCACAAAAUAUUGAUAAAUUAAAAUCAGAAUCGACACGAUUAACUGUUGGCAUUAAAAAUGCAGAAAGGAAUGCUGUAAAAUGUAAGAAUACGAUUGAAAGAAUUGAAGAAAGUAUUCAAAGUGAUAGUGAAAAAAUAUUACAAUUACAACAAGAAAGGGUUGAAAUUGAAGCUGAUGCAAGAAGUCUAAAUGAAAAAAUUCAAAAGAUGGAGGAAGAUUUAAAUGAAAUUAAAACGGACGAAUCAGAUACAGAAAUUAAAAAUGAAAUUAAUGAACUGACAAAGAACGAACAUAAAUGUAAAGAAGAUAAAAUUAAUUUAGAACAUGAAUUAAGUACUGUUGAGAAAACAAUCAAAGAGUUCAUCAAUAAUUUAUCACAUUGGCGAAAAGCAUUAUCGAAAUUAACGUUACAUACUAUACCAGAUAAUGAAGUAGAAAUUGAACGAUUGGAGCACAGUGUAAAUUCAUCAAAAGCAAAUACAACAGUCAAUAAUACUAAUACAAAUACAUCAAAAGUCAAUGUUACAGGUGCAUCGAUAAGGACAACAGAUUCAAUCGACAACACAUCAAGAACAACACAAAAGAAAGAAUUAAGAAAAUUAACGGAUGAAGAAUUGGAGAAUUGUAAUGUUGCUGACAUACAAUACACAAUUACAUUCCAACAAGAUAAAUUAUCAAAAAAACCAAAUCUAAAUAUAAUUGAAGAGUAUAAAAAAAUUCAACUUGAAUAUUGUAAACGUGUACGAGAAGUAGAAGAAGUAACAAAUCGUCGUAAAUUAUUUCGUGACGCGUUAGACAAAGCAAAGAAAACACGAGAAAAUGAAUUUUUAACUGGCUAUCAAAUAAUUAAUUUAAAAUUAAAAGAAAUGUAUCAAAUGAUUACGUUAGGUGGUGAUGCCGAAUUAGAAUUGGUUGAUUCAUUAGAUCCAUUUAACGAUGGUAUAUCAUUUAGUGUACGACCACCGAAGAAAAGUUGGAAAAAUAUCUGUAAUUUAUCGGGUGGUGAAAAAACAUUAAGUUCAUUGGCUUUAGUGUUUGCAUUACAUUAUUAUAAACCAUCACCGCUUUACGUUAUGGAUGAAAUUGAUGCUGCGUUGGAUUUUAAAAAUGUCUCAAUUGUUGGAAAUUAUAUAAAAGAUCGUACUAAAAAUGCACAGUUUAUAAUUAUCUCUUUACGUUCGAAUAUGUUCGAACUAGCUGAUCGUUUGGUUGGCAUCUACAAAACAUAUAAUUGUACUAAGUCUGUUUCAGUGAAUCCAGCUGGACUACAUGAAAUACUUCUAAAUUCUUUGAAUCAAUUACAAAUUACAAUACCCACCAAUCAACAAUUAUCACAAGCUAUUGUACAAUCGCAACAAAGCCAACCACAACCACUGACCCAAACACAGCAGGAACAAGUAGAAAAUGAACCAUCUCAAGUUAUACCAACGUUACAACAAAAUUCGGUAGAAAUUAAUCAAGAAAAUGUGCUGUCUAAUGGAAUUAACUGAAAUAACAGGAUUACAAAUUUUUUAUAUCCAGAGUGGGCCAUUUUAAUCUAUGCAUCUGAAUAUCUCUCCAGAGGCGACACCUAUUAAAGAAUAACCUCAACAAAAAUUGUGGAGUAAAAAUUUAUCAUUAUUGCAUUUAAGAUUUAGGAAAUUUUUUUAGAUGGAAGUUAUCAAGGACAACAAAGGUCAUUCGCCUGUGUUAAUAACUUUCAAGUCCAAGCAAAUUUUCAAGAUCAUGUGAAGAUCAAGGUAAAAUGACUUUGAAACUAGAAUUUCAGGUUAAAGUCAUAAAGCAUUUUUCUGUAACUAGCUUAGCUACAGAAAAAUGCUUUAGCUAGUAGACCAUAUAAGGUCUAAUUUUCGACCUUAUAUAAUAUUACUUAUUACUUCGAAAUAUUACUUCUUAUGAAGAGCUAAUUUUUACUUU